Paramormyrops kingsleyae is the source of this 1458-nucleotide messenger RNA. Lineage: Eukaryota; Metazoa; Chordata; Actinopteri; Osteoglossiformes; Mormyridae. The record is from RefSeq and is a predicted model, not a curated record.
AAGACGCAUGCGCGAGAACUCGUCUACUUCGUGCGAGAAUUGUUACUGUUCCAUUCCCAAUCCCGAUCUAGACAACGCGUGCGCGAGAAUAGUUGUCAAGUUUUUAACUGCUGAGAAGAGGUUUAGGUCGUGUAUUAUGUUUGAAAGUCGUUUGUUUCCCCUUUAGAGACGCCGAUUUCAAACAAUGAAACUCUCCCGGGCAGAAUAUCGUGUAAUAGCAAAAUAUACAGACCAACUUAAACCUACACGUCAUUGUAUGAAGAUGCUUCAGGAAAGAUUCCCCGGUUAUUUGCCCUCCACCCUGCUGAGCAUCUUCUCUCUGGAGUACCAGAAGAGAAUCAAAAGAUCCAUUUCAAAACACCACACCCCAGAGGCUUUUGAAGAGUACUAUCAAAGUUACAUGAACCAAAUGAAGAUGUGUCCUUCAUCCCAAGUCCUGUUCAGUUUGGCUAAUAAGGUAAUUUUUCUGUUUUCAUAUAUUGGCAGCAAAUUUUGCUGCAAAAAAGCUUGUAACACAUCAGUGGCUUUCAAACUGUCACCAGAUAAUUUUGAGGGGUCAAGAGAUGAUAUUCUGAGUAUGCUUGCAUUUUUAUUUUAUUUUUCCUGUUGGCACAGAAAUGAAGAUGAUGAUGAUGAUGAUGAUGUAAUUGUCAUAUUCCCUUGUGAAAUGUUUCCAUUUCAGAGCACUAUAAAUGACUGCUGUUAUGGCCCAUGGGUGGAUUCUAUCAAACAUGCCAUUGGCCACGAACAUGAGAUGCUGCUUCACAAUAAGCUGAGAGAGAAAAACCUGUCCUUUUUAGAUGAAAACCAGCUUCGAGCCAAAGGCUAUGACAAGACACCUGAUAUCAUUUUGGAGGUCCCUAUAGCUGUUGAGGGUCGGAUAGUUCACUGGAUCGAGAGCAAAGCUUCUUUUGGGGAUGAUCACAGCCACCAGAAUUACCUGAAUGAGCAGUUCUGGAGUUAUUGGAACAGGUUUGGCCCAGGAUUGGUUAUCUACUGGCAUGGCUUUAUUGAAGAGCUGGACUGCCAUCGAGACAGAGGCAUCAUGCUGAAGGACAGCUUCCCCUCUGACAUUGUGACUUUCAAUUACAGGACUGGCUGAGGCCUGAGUGCCGAAGAAAGGCAUCUGCAAGGUUCAUGAGUAGCUGCUUUUCCUUUCUUUUGAUGCAGUAGUAGCCAGUAGCUUUCCUGGCCUGUCCCAAGGUUAGGCCAGCAUUUUUAAUAUGGAAGCACAUACUUUGUUUCUGCUUAAUUAAAUUUCUAGCUCUAAGAACUGAGGAGAUGUAUCUUAUCAGACUGACUUGUUUCUCUUGGUAAAAGAUAUUUUAUAGUUUUAUGCAUUGUAGGUAUUUUCAUGUGGUACUUUUUUGCCUUCUCUAGUGUAAAACAUUAGCAGUUCAAUGCUUCAGCUUUCAUGCUCCUUUAAUGAAAAUGACAAAAUAAAAUCUUGCACAAUCA